Molecule: messenger RNA, 519 nt
Organism: Nylanderia fulva
Lineage: Eukaryota; Metazoa; Arthropoda; Insecta; Hymenoptera; Formicidae
Source: RefSeq, a predicted model, not a curated record
AUGUCCUCUUCAGAGUCAGAAGAUUUAACGCCAGUAGGGUUUGAUCCACAAGCUUUUAGAAAACAACGAGAGAAGAAAAUAGGAAGAAAAGCUGUGGUGAUGUCACAGCAAAAAACUCAUCAGCAGCAAUCAAAUCUUCCAGAACAACUUCAAUAUAUAAACUUAUUAAAGAGAGCCAUGGAGAUUUUGAAUAAAAACAAAAAAGAUUCAUUUCAAGACUCCAAAAUGAAGCUACCUUUAGAAGUUAAGAGAGAAUCAUCAACCAAAACAUCCAUGAAUCUCGUGGAAAUUAGCAAGUUGUUAAAGAGAGAUGAGGAUCAUUUGAUGAAAUUUAUUUUAAAUGAGCUAUCUACUACUGGAUCAAUCAAUCAGGAAGGUAAAUUGCUGAUGAAAGGAUUGUUUUUGAAAGCUCAGGUUCAAGAUGUUUUGAGGAUGUAUGUUGAACAUUUUGUAGUGUGCAAAGGAUGUGAGAAUGUGGAUGAGACUAUAAUAGUCAAAGAAAACAAGUUAUAUUUUUAA